Fibroporia radiculosa is the source of this 2433-nucleotide messenger RNA. RefSeq lists its product as uncharacterized. Gene Ontology annotation, cellular component: 90S preribosome; nucleolus; small-subunit processome. Gene Ontology annotation, biological process: maturation of SSU-rRNA from tricistronic rRNA transcript (SSU-rRNA, 5.8S rRNA, LSU-rRNA). Bases 1 to 2433 code for a protein of 810 amino acids. NCBI's taxonomy places the organism in Eukaryota, Fungi, Basidiomycota, Agaricomycetes, Polyporales, Fibroporiaceae. The transcript has 5 exons. Gene Ontology annotation, molecular function: protein binding. The record is from RefSeq and is a predicted model, not a curated record.
AUGGUUGCUCUACCCGAUCCGACCUCUGUUAAAGUCUACACUGUUAAUGGCCCUGCGUCCGGUUCUUCAUCUUCCCUCCCGGACUGGCUCACGCGUAAACGGGCUGCAAAAGGGAAAGGAAAACGCGCCGCUGUUCGUGAACAGGUUGAAGGUACCAUCGAGCUCAUUCAACACUUCGAGUUCCCGGAGGCAAGCAACAAGAUUAAAAGCAGCCGAGAUGGACACCAUAUUGUCGCGACGGGGACGUACAAACCCCAAAUCAAGCUGUGGGACCUCGAUCAGCUGUCGCUGAAGUUUGAGCGGCACACAGACGCAGAGAAUGUAGAUUUCAUUAUGCUCUCGGAUGACUGGACAAAGUCUAUCCACCUUCAAAACGACCGCUCGGUCGAGCUUCAUACGCAGGGAGGAUUCCAUUACCGCACUCGAAUACCUCGGUUUGGACGCGCCUUGGCAUACCAUUUCCCCUCCUGUGACGCCCUUGUUGCAGGAUCCGGACCAGAAGUUUAUCGACUAAACCUCGAUCAAGGACGUUUCUUGAAUCCAUUGCACCUCCAAGGUGACGGUGGAGAGGACAUUUCUGGCGUAAAUGUGAUUGAUAUCAAUCCGGCGCACCAAUUAUUCGGAUUUGGCAUCGAGGGGAAUGGCACGGUCGAGUUCUGGGACCCGCGUUCGCGCGCACGGGUAGGCAUCCUGCGGUUGCCCAAAGACCGAUUGAUGCCAAUUGGUGCUGCUUCCGUGCCCAUGCUUCCAGGCAUUAGUGAUGGCACCGAACGAUCGCUAUCCGUGACCGCAAUAUCUUCACGAACAGAUGGUCUCUCGUAUGCGAUCGGGGCGUCAAGCGGUCACACUUUACUUUAUGACAUACGAUCAACGCGUCCGAUGGCAAUCAAAGACCAAGGUUAUGGCUUGCCCGUCCAAAAUGUUAUCUGGAUCGAAGGAGGAGGCCGAAUGGCCGGUGACGGCUUGGUACUCAGUGCUGACAAGAAGGUCAUCAAGAUUUGGGACCGCACUUCUCCUGAGGCAAAUUUUGCGUCUAUCACGCCCGCCCAAGAUAUUAACGACGUGCAUCACGUUCCGGAUAGUGGUCUACUCAUGUUAGCAAACGAGGGUAUCCAAAUGACCACUUAUUUCAUUCCACAACUCGGUCCCGCACCACGCUGGUGCAGUUUCCUCGAGAAUCUUACCGAGGAGAUGGAGGAUCAGACAGCGCGCACAGCUUACCAGGACUACAAAUUUAUUGAACGCAGCGAGCUCGCAAGCCUUGGGUUAGACCAACUUGUCGGCACACCAGCACUGAAGCCAUACAUGCAUGGAUACUUUGUAUCCCUCCAGCUGUAUGACACUGCGCGUGUGAUAGCAAACCCGUACGUAUAUGCAGAGCAUCGCGAGCGUGUUGUGCGCGACAAGAUGGAGAAGCUUGCAGAGAGCCGGAUCCGCACGCGCAAAGACGUGGGUGUUAAGGUAAACAAGGCGCUCGCUGAAAAAAUUCGCAAGGAAGAAGAGCGCGCUCAGAAACGCGAAGAGAGACGCAAGGCAAAGAAGGUGCACGAGGACGAAGAAACCGAUGGGGAGGCUGAAGAGGCAAUGGAUGUAGACGAGGAGGAUGACAAGGGUAAGAAGGAAAAGCCAAACUUGCUGAGCGACCCUCGCUUCAAAGAGCUGUUCGAAAAUCCCGAGUUUGAGGUGGACGAAAACACCAGAGAAUUUGCCUUACUCAACCCAUCCACUGUGGCUCGGCGACAAAAUCGACAAGAUGCAGCGAGCGAUGGACGUAGGCGGACUGCUGUGGAGGAAGAAGAGGACGACAGUGACAAGUCUUCGUCUGACGGUUUGAGCGACAGCGAGGGGAGUGAGGAAGACAAGAGCGGCAGCGAAGAUAGCGAUGAAGCUGGCGCACUCUGGCAAGACGACAUUCGAACACGUAUGAUAGCAAGAGAUAGUGCGCGCGCGCGCACCCAUUCUCGGCCACAACAACGCACCCCCAACGUACAUCUUGUGCCGCUACAAGCUCAAGCCGCUGCGUCUGGUUCUGGAACGCACACCAUAGAUCCAAACGCUACCUUCGGACAACGACGCUCGGCAUUAACGAAUGGCGGUCUUGGAGGUCCUCGUAAAGUUAAGAACAAAGGAUCUGGUUCUGAUGUGCGAUUCACGUCUGAUGGGGGUAUGGAGGUUACAUUCACACCGUCGGCGACCGGCACACGCGACGGGGAUGAUGAGAUGAUUGGGGAGGAUCCCAGCGGAGGCAAGAGCGGGCACAACAGCAAACGUCCCGAGAAGGGGAGGAGAAAAGGUAUGGAGACGUUCGGAGCUGGCAUGUCGAGAGGUGCUCAGGAACACGAGCGAGAGAUGAACGAGAGUGAGCGACGAGGACGGACCCAACGACGAAAGGGCAUGCGGAGUGGGAGCAAAAAUACGUUCAGGAAGAGAUGA